UACGUUUUAUAUGAGCUGAAAAGCUACUAGUUGUAACGCCUGAAGGAGUCGGAACAAUCGGCGGAUGAGCCGCUCUGCCUUCGAUUAAAAUGUCUGCGGGAGAAACAGCGCCCCUCGCGGAGCUCAGAGGCAACAGUCACGUCUCACAUGAUCCGAGGAGCCACAUUGUAAAUAGACAGCGACGAUCCACCGGGGACCUGCCUUUAUAGACUCUUUAAAUCCACGCGUGCGGAGCAGAUAUUUACCCCCCCCCCUCCACGGGACUCUGCGUCCCAGUAGCGGAUUCUCCGGCUGGUUCUUAAGUCCUUUUAAAGCAUGUACCGGUCUCUGUACGCCUUCCGAUCCGCGGAGCCCAACUCGCUGCACUUCGCGGCCGGAGAAAGCUUCCUAAUCCUGGAGAGGAGCAACAAACACUGGUGGCUGGGGUCGCUCUGCAGCUCGGGGGAAACCGGCUACAUCCCGUCAUCCUACAUCGAAAAAAUACAGGCUCCGGAGCAGGAUGAGGUGUUGCAGUCUAUUGACAGAGCAAUUGAAGGCAUCCACAACGUGGCCUUAAAAAAUGGAGGCAAAUACAAUCUGGAACAGAGAGAUGUUCUACAAAAGUUGAUCCAUCACAGAAAGGAGACGCUGACCCGGCGAAGCUCCUCUGCCUCCGGUAACAAACGAGGCCUCCCAUCCUCCAGCAGCCAAAUAUCCAUCAGCCAAACUCCUCCUCCGCCCAACGGCCUCAACCGAGACUACGGCCGGCAGGCCAGCGUGCCGCUGUCGCCAAGCAGGGACGACACACAGGCCGAAACGGGCUUCUAUCACGUAACAAAGGAUUCCACCAAUUGGGUGCCUCCUCAACCUCGACGCGCGGCUCCAAUCACUCCGCCCCCCCCUGAGAAACAGCCCACCGGGCGGCGUCCAGGUGAGACGUCGGGUAGCAGCGCUGUGGACGAGCCAGAGGUCCCCUCCCGACUGUCCUCUCUCCCCCCGUCGCCCGCUCCCUCCCUCAUGACCAGCACCGCCUCCUUAGAGUCCGGCUCCACCCACUCCCUGGUCUCCUCCGACGUCAGCUUGCCGAGUGUUUCCAGCACCCCCCCUCCCCCCGUGCCGUCCCGCGUGAAGCCCGCCGCGCCCCCCCCCGACGGGCUCCCCUCCGGCUCCCCUUCUCAGCCGCCUCCCGCCAAGAAGAGCCCGGCUCCGCAGCCCCCCGGAGUCGCCCCUCCUCCCGCACAGCCCCCCGCCGCGGGGGAGCAGCCGGAGAGCGACUGGCCCGUCGCCCCCCCUUCCAUCGCCGAAAGCCCCCCCGGCAGCCCCACCGCUUCUGAGCCUGUUCCCAUGACGAUCGGGGCCGAGCUGAUCGAGCUGGUCCGGAAGAACACGGGCCUGAGUCACGAGCUGUCGCGGGUGGCGGUGGGCGUGGUGGUCGGCCACCUGCAGGGGGCGCUGCCCCAGGCCGCGUCGGAUUUGGAGCAAGUUCUCCUCUCGCUGGUGAAGAGCAAGGACGUGAGUGCGGCGCUGCCACAGGGUCAGGUGUGUCACGACGAGCACAGGCUGGAGGUGAUCUUCAGCGACCUCGCCCGCCACCGGGACGACUCUCAGCAGCGUAGCUGGGCGCUCCAUGAAGACCACGCUCUCAUCGCCUGCUACCUGGAGGAGCUGCUGAAGAUACUGACUGAUGCAGAUCCGGAGGUUUGUAAGAAGAUGUCGAAGGCCAACCACUACGAGAAUGUGCUGUCUCUGGUGUCCUAUUAUCAGAUGGAGAAUCGCGUCUCCUUGCGGCUGCUGCUGCUCAAAGUGUUCGGGGCGAUGUGCAGUCUGGAUGCUUCUCUCAUCUCCACCCUCCUCAACUCCAUCCUCCCGAUGGAGCUGGCCAGGGACUUACAGACCGACACCCAAGAGCAUCAGAAGAUGUGUUACACUGCUUUAGUUCUCACUAUGAUCUUCUCCAUGAGCGAACAGGUGCCAUAUCAUCACUACGACCACUUGAAUGGUGACUUUGUUCAGUUUCUGCUCGGUGUGGUGGAAGACGGACUCCCCUCGGAUGCCACCGAGCAGCUGCCCGACAUCUUCCUGAACCUCCUGCUGUCCUUCAACCUGCACCACACAUCACCCGGCAGCAAUGUGAUCAUGCAGGAGCUGAAGAAGAAAAAUUUCAAGAUCCUGUCGGAGAAAGUGCUGCUGCUUCUCAACCGAGGCGACGACCCGGUGUGUAUGUUCAAGCACACGCCGCCCGCACCGCACGCCGUGCUCAAGUUUCUGCAGGACGUUUUCGCCAGCCGAGAGACCGCUGACAUCUUCUACCGCUCUGACAUGAUGGUGAUGAUUGACAUUGCUGUUCGACAAAUAUCUGACCUUUCGCCUGGAGACAAGCUGAGGAUGGAGUAUCUGUCCCUCAUGCACUCCAUAAUACGCUCGACGGACUACCUCGGGCACCAGCACCGCCUGUCUGACCUGCAGGGGGCGCUGCAGAGGAUUCUCAGGGAGGAGGAAGACGCAGCAGAGGAUGAAGGGAGCGCCACAGCAAAACAGAUGGAUAAGCUAAUUGUACAGCAGAUCUACAAGGAGUUCCCACAGAUCAACGAGAACCACGACUAAGCACGACGCCAACGUACCGGCGCCCUGUCCCGGAGGUCCAGUCACAUGCUGACAGUUCUGUGUGUUCUGUGCCAGCCUGUGAACAGCUAAUCAAUUUCGCCAAUGUUUUCACGGACUUUCGAAGUCCAAAGCUGCUGCAUGCAUGUGAUGUUGAUAUCAGAAAAUGUUUUUCACAGAUUCUUCUGUCUUAAGUCAAUUUAAUUUGAAAAAUGAGGAGGUAUUUCUGUGGUGAUCCCCAAGACGGAAAAAAUAUGACGAAUACACGAAAGAACGUGAGAUUUAGUCGCACUAGGAGAUUACAAACAGCCAAAAUAUAGGCCAAAUACUUCACACAGUGAAUUGUUAGCAACAAUAACUUAUAGCAUUCAAUAACUACUGUAUGUACUUACAGUAUUAAAUAUAUAUUUAACCAAAUUUAUUUUAGAAUAAAAAAGAGAUUCGAAGUCACGUUAUAGAUAAAAGUGCGAUUAUUUCUGUGCUUCCCUUGUAGUGGGACCGAAUACUGUUUUACUGCAAACAUCAUCUGAAAAGUGACGUCCUAUUUCAUUCACCCUUUCAUUUAUUAGGAUUAGAAUUAGUUUUAUUAGGUUCACUACUCUGGUGAGAGAAAAGCUUAUCGCUGAUGUGUGAUAAUCUUUGAGCUGAGUAACUUUCUGCUGCAUAUUGAGUCUUUGAUGAUCGCUCUGUAUGUACAUAUGCAAAGUUCCUCUAACAUACAGAAUUAUUGAUCGUUCACAGAUUAACGUAUGUAUGUUGCAUUCACAUUCAAACUAAUCGUGCCGUAAUAAGGCUUUACAUAGCAAUAUGCUCAAAAAAUACCAAUAGUCUUGGCUUUUUGGAGGUAAUAUUAACUGCAUUAAUUAUUACCCGAGAUGAUACAUUUGUCACUGUUGUUAUUUUCUAGUUAUUAUCUGAUGCUCCUAUUGAAGACGCAAAAAUAUCCUUUAGUACAUUAAGCAACAUGUACGUUUCUUUGUUUCUUCCCAAUGAUGUAUUCUUUGAUGUUACCCCAUCUUACACUUUAAUAUAAUUGUUUAUGUCCCUGGCAUGGCUAUUCCCUCUGGAGUUGGUAAAUGCAAUCCAGAAGUGAUAUCAGUCUUUAGUUAAUGUCCGAGGGUUAGUUUAUUGGUUAUUUGUGUGUCUGUUUACAGGUGAGAGAGGUGAAGGUUCCUUCUUUCCAUGAUUAACAUUGUCUGCUAAAGUGCUACAACAGUGUUGUAAUAAAACUAAUAAAGCUAUAUUUUAACAGUG
Pungitius pungitius (ninespine stickleback) is the source of this 3834-nucleotide messenger RNA. RefSeq names its product NCK-interacting protein with SH3 domain-like. The transcript has 13 exons. Gene Ontology annotation, biological process: endocytosis. Lineage: Eukaryota; Metazoa; Chordata; Actinopteri; Perciformes; Gasterosteidae. The record is from RefSeq and is a predicted model, not a curated record. Bases 316 to 2583 code for a protein of 755 amino acids. Gene Ontology annotation, molecular function: Arp2/3 complex binding; protein binding.